CCGACAAAUUGGAAUGGAAUGUAAUUGGAAUUGGUAAGAAGGAAGUCGGAGUUCGGAUCUUUCUUUUUACUUGUAUUGUCAUAAAGAACGUGAAAUAAUUAUCAACAAUGACGAACUCAAAGGGUUAUCGUCGUGGUACGAGAGAUUUGUUCUCUCGAAAAUUCCGCAAAAGUGGAACCAUUCCCUUAUCGACGUACAUGAAAGUUUACAAAGUUGGAGAUAUUGUUGACAUUAAAGGUAAUGGAGCUGUACAAAAAGGUAUGCCUUAUAAGGUUUACCACGGCAAAACUGGCAGAGUCUUCAACGUCACUUCUCAUGCUCUUGGAGUAAUAGUUAAUAAACGUGUGCGCGGGCGUAUCAUUGCCAAACGCAUUAAUGUGCGUAUCGAGCAUUUGAAUCAUUCCAAGUGCCGUGAAGAUUUUGUUAAGCGUUUAAAAGAAAAUGAACGGCUUAGGAAAGAAGCUAAAGAAAAGAAAAUUCAAGUACAGUUAAAAAGACAGCCGGCACAACCUAGACCAGCACAUAUUGUUUAUGGAAAAGAAGCACCCCAACUGUUAGCGCCUAUUGCUUAUGAAUUUAUUGCUUAAUUUGUAAUAAAUUUAAUUUAUAAAAUC
Molecule: messenger RNA, 614 nt
Organism: Ceratosolen solmsi marchali
Lineage: Eukaryota; Metazoa; Arthropoda; Insecta; Hymenoptera; Agaonidae
Gene: RpL21
Product: ribosomal protein L21
Exons: 2
Coding region: 108-587 (159 amino acids)
Biological process (GO): translation
Cellular component (GO): ribosome
Molecular function (GO): structural constituent of ribosome
Source: RefSeq, a predicted model, not a curated record